CUGAUUGAAAUAAAUAUUAACAUAAAACACCCAACGUAGACCCCUAAAUAUGCUAAGUAACUAACAAUAGACAAAUAAAGGACCACUUGUCCUCCAAGUUAUAUAAUUAUUUGAUGACCUGAAUCAAAUUUAUCUUCUAAAUUAAUAAAUUGGCGUUUUAUUGUCCAUUGGUUUGUGUCGAGCAAGUCACAACGGCGGAACCUUUUAAUCCGUCGUUGUUUCCGCACGCCGAGUACAGUGGCGGACGUCUGCUUCUCAACAUGCGCCAUUGAAAACAAACGGAACGUUAGUAGAAACGUCGGCUGAUUCAUUUUUAUGCCAACUAGUUAUCUUGUCUUUUAUAAGCGAACGGCACAUUUAUAAGCAAUGGAGACUAUUUUAGAGCAACAACGACGCUAUCACGAAGAGAAAGAGAGGCUAAUGGAUGCUAAAACAAAAGAAAUGUUACACAAGAAGUCCACGCUGCGGGAACAGAUCAAUUCUGACCAUCGAACAAGAGCAAUGUUGGAUAGGUAUAUGGAUGUGAGUGCAAAUUUGAGGGACUCCUAUGAAGACAAAGAUGGAAUGAGAAAGGAUGAACUUGCUGCAAUCUCAGGACCAAAUGAGUUUGCAGAGUUCUACAACAGACUGAAACAGAUAAAGGAGUUUCACAGAAAGCAUCCAAAUGAGAUCUCCAUUCCCAUGUCUGCAGAGUUUGAGGAGCUGAUGAAGGCCAGAGACAACCCCAGCGAGGAGGCUCAGAACCUGGUGGAGUUCACUGAUGAGGAAGGAUACGGCCGCUACCUCGACCUCCACGACUGCUACCUGAAGUACAUCAACCUGAAGGGAGCUGAGAAAUUGGAGUAUAUCUCUUUCCUGUCUUCAUUCGACCAGCUUUUUGACAUCCCCAAGGACAGGAAGAAUGCUGAAUACAAAAAGUAUUUAGAGAUGCUGCUUGAGUAUCUGCAGGACUACACAGACAGGGUCAAACCUCUGCUGGACCAGAACGAGCUCUACGGCAAAGUGCUGUCCGACUUUGAAAAGAAAUGGGAGAACGGGACCUUUCCAGGCUGGCCUAAAGAGACAAGUAGUGCUUUGACACAUGCUGGAGCUCAUCUGGACCUCUCUGCCUUUUCUUCUUGGGAGGAGUUGGCUUCUUUGGGUCUGGACAGAUUGAAGUCUGCCCUCAUGGCACUGGGACUGAAAUGUGGAGGGGCUCUGGAGGAGAGAGCUCAGAGGCUCUUCAGCACAAAAGGCAAAUCCCUGGAAUCACUGGACCCCUCACUGUUUGCCAAGAAUCCUAAAGCCAAAGGCCCAAAAAAAGACACAGAGCGUAAUAAGGAAAUUGCCUUCCUGGAGGCUCAAGUCUAUGAAUAUGUGGAGAUCCUCGGGGAGCAGAGGCAGCUGACCCAUGAGAACGUCCAGAGGAAACAGGCCAGGACCGGAGAGGAGCGUGAGGAAGAGGAGGAGGAGCAGCUCAGUGAGAGCGAGAGCGAAGAUGAAGACAACGAGAUCAUUUACAACCCCAAGAACCUGCCACUGGGCUGGGACGGCAAGCCAAUUCCCUACUGGCUCUAUAAACUCCACGGGCUGAACAUCAACUACAACUGUGAGAUCUGUGGAAACUACACUUACAGGGGACCCAAAGCCUUCCAGAGGCACUUUGCGGAAUGGAGGCAUGCUCACGGGAUGCGCUGUCUGGGAAUCCCCAACACCGCUCACUUCGCCAACGUCACACAGAUUGAGGACGCCGUCUCUUUGUGGGCAAAGCUGAAGUCCCAGAAGGCAUUAGAGCGGUGGCAGCCAGACACAGAGGAAGAGUAUGAGGACUCCAGUGGCAAUGUGGUCAACAAGAAGACUUAUGAGGAUCUGAAGAGGCAAGGCUUGCUGUAGACUGAGCAGAAUUUGACAGUCACACUGAAUAAUUACGAAAAAAUGUAACAUCGAAUAAGCGUCCUUUAAGAUUUGCUAUAUUUUUUAUCACCCAUGUUUCUUUUUAUUUGUAAGUAGUAAUGUUUUACAGAAGGUAUCCUACCCUCUUUCCUCCCUUUGAUAACUUUGUAAUGUGGCAACCAUUGAUCAUUAUAAUAAACUGAGUACUUUUGUCA
Centropristis striata (black sea bass) is the source of this 2087-nucleotide messenger RNA. RefSeq names its product splicing factor 3a, subunit 3 (gene sf3a3). Lineage: Eukaryota; Metazoa; Chordata; Actinopteri; Perciformes; Serranidae. Gene Ontology annotation, molecular function: zinc ion binding; RNA binding. The transcript is spliced from 17 exons. The coding region runs from base 367 to 1872 and encodes 501 amino acids. Gene Ontology annotation, cellular component: spliceosomal complex; nucleus. The record is from RefSeq and is a predicted model, not a curated record. Gene Ontology annotation, biological process: mRNA splicing, via spliceosome.